Medicago truncatula (barrel medic) is the source of this 1344-nucleotide messenger RNA. RefSeq names its product probable serine/threonine-protein kinase PBL11. NCBI's taxonomy places the organism in Eukaryota, Viridiplantae, Streptophyta, Magnoliopsida, Fabales, Fabaceae. The record is from RefSeq and is a predicted model, not a curated record. Gene Ontology annotation, molecular function: ATP binding; protein kinase activity. The transcript is spliced from 6 exons. The coding region runs from base 1 to 1344 and encodes 447 amino acids. Gene Ontology annotation, biological process: protein phosphorylation.
AUGAUUUUCAAUUCCAAGCAGUAUGAUUCAUCUGAUCAUCAUCUUAAGUUCCAAUAUGAUAAGGUCGUUGUUGGCGCUCAAUAUUCUUCAACCAGCAGUAACACAAGAUCACAAACUCCCAAUGGUGUAAAUUAUUAUUCCAAUCUUAACCAAUUUACGUAUCGAGAACUUAAGUUAGCAACAGGACAUUUCGCACCAGAAUGUUUUCUUGGUGAAGGUGGAUUUGGUUCUGUGUACAAAGGUUGGAUAGGUCGAAAUGAGAGGAUUUCUUCAAGACCUAGAAUGGGGGUACCAGUUGCUGUAAAAACUUUAAACAAAGAAGGAAAUCAAGAGCACAAAGAAUGGCUGGCUGAAAUUAACCAUCUUGGUGCUCUUCAGCAUCCAAAUCUGGUUAGACUUGUUGGUUACUGCAUUGAAGAUGAAAAUAGGCUGCUUGUUUAUGAGUUCAUGCCAAAAGGAAGUUUGGAAAAUCAUCUAUUUAAGAGACGAUCUACACCCCUUACAUGGGCUAAGAGAAUGAAAAUUAUGCUUGGUGCUGCAAAAGGUCUUGCAUUUCUGCAUGAGGAAGCUGAGAAGCCAAUCAUAUAUAGAGAUUUCAAAACUUCUAAUAUCCUAUUGGAUUCGGAUUAUAAUGCAAAACUUUCUGACUUUGGGCUUGCUAAGAAUGGUCCAAUGGGAGACAAAACACAUGUCUCAGCACAAGUAAUAGGAACUCAAGGGUAUGUUGAUCCUGAAUAUGUCAUGACAGGACACCUUAGUUCCAAGAGUGAUGUAUAUAGUUUUGGUGUGGUUCUCCUGGAGAUGUUAACUGGAAGGAAAUCAAUUGAUAGGAAAAGGCCGGAAAAUGAACAAACCUUGAUUGAAUGGGUGAAACCCUUCUUAAAAAAACCUGGAGGAAGGUUCUGUGAAGUAAUGGAUCCAAGAAUGCAAGAACAAUAUUCAAAAAGAGGAGCAUACAAAGCAAUGAAGAUAGUUGCGCAUUGCAUUUACCGUGAUAAAAAAGCAAGGCCUUUAAUGAGUGAAGUUGUAAAGGAGCUCAAAACUAUCAUUGAUUACAACAAUGAUAUUCCUUCUUCACCAAUGCCAUCACCAUUAUUGUUUAAGGUCUUGCAUGAUGGUGCUUCAUCUUCUAAUUCCUCUAGACAUGUUGGUGGCGGCAGCGGUGCUAAUAAAUGCGGUCCUAAAAUUGGUUCAUCAUCUUCAGCUUCAACUCCAUCAACUCCAGCCCGAUUUAAGGAUUCACCAUUGAACUUUACUCCUCCUUUGCUUUCUCCGAAUCCUCCUUGUGGUGGAAAUCCAUUAGAUGUGGUAUGUGAUGCAUCUGAAUCUUAUCUAAACAAUUGA